This is a messenger RNA of Acinonyx jubatus (cheetah), 1637 nucleotides long. RefSeq names its product amnion associated transmembrane protein (gene AMN). The transcript is spliced from 12 exons. Lineage: Eukaryota; Metazoa; Chordata; Mammalia; Carnivora; Felidae. Bases 98 to 1465 code for a protein of 455 amino acids. Gene Ontology annotation, biological process: intracellular protein localization; receptor-mediated endocytosis. Gene Ontology annotation, cellular component: endocytic vesicle; apical plasma membrane. The record is from RefSeq and is a predicted model, not a curated record.
GACGGCCGCGCCCCGCCCCGCCCCGCCCCUCCCGGUCAGGUGGACCCCGCGGGGCAAAGUCUGCGGGUCGGGGUCGGCGCGACGGGCCCGCAGCGGGAUGGGCGCGCUGGGCCGGGCGCUGCUGUGGCUGCAGCUGUGCGCGAUGACCCGCGCGGCCUACAAACUCUGGGUCCCCAACACCAACUUCGAAGUGACCACCAACUGGAGCCAGAACCGGACGCCGUGCGCAGGCGCUGCCGUCGUGUUCCCGGCAGACAAGAUGGUGUCAGUCCUGGUGCGAGAAGGUCACAGCAUCUCCGACAUGCUCCUGCCGCGGGACGGGGAGUUCGUCCUGGACUCGGGAGCCGGCUUCGGCGCGGCGGACUCUGGCAGGGACCCGGACUGCGGCGCAGCCGCCCCCGCGCUCUUCCUCGACCCCGACCGCUUCUCGUGGCACGACCCGCGCCUGUGGCGCUCCGGGGGCGCGGCGCGCGGCCUCUUCUCCGUGGACGCCGAGCGCGUGCCCUGCCGCCACGACGACGUCGUCUUCCCGCCCGACGCCUCCUUCCGGGUGGGCCUCGGCCCCGGCGUCGGGCCCGUGCGCGUCCGCAGCGUCUGGGCUCUGGGCCAGACGUUCACGCGCGACGAGGACCUGGCUGCGUUCCUGGCGUCCCCCGCCGGCCGCCUGCGCUUCCACGGGCCGGGCGCUCUGAGCGUGGGUGCCGAGGCCUGCGCCGACCCGUCGGGCUGCGUCUGUGGCAACGCCGAGGUACAGCCGUGGAUCUGCGCCGCCCUGCUCCGGCCCCUGGGCGGUCGCUGUCCCCCGGCCGCCUGCCGUGACGCCCUCCGGCCCGAGGGGCAGUGCUGCGACCUCUGCGGAGCCAUCGUGUCGCUGACCCACGGCCCCACCUUUGACAUUGAGCGGUACCGGACGCGGCUGCUGCGAGGCUUCCUGCCCCAGUACCAGGGGCUGCAAAUGGCCGUGUCCAAGGUGCCGCGCCAGAACGCAGGCGCCGAGGCAGACACGGAGAUUCAGGUGGUGCUGGCAGAGACCGGGCCCGGCGGGACGGGCGGCGCGGGGCGGCUGGCACGUGCCCUCCUGGCGGACGUCGCCGAGCACGGCGAAGGCCUGGGGGUCCUGUUCGCGGCAGUCCGGGAGUCGGGCGCGCCGGUCGGGGACGGCUCCGCAGCGGGACUGGAAGGUUCGGGAAUGCGCGCGGGGCUGGCAGGCGGCGUGGCGGCGGGGCUGCUCCUGCUGCUGCUGGCGCUGCUGGCGGGGGCGCUGUUGCUGCGUGGCGCUCGGAGCUUCAGGUGGAGUAGGCGCGACGAAGCGGCCCCAGCGCCCUUCGUGGCGCCCUUGGGCUUCUCCAACCCGGUGUUCGACGUGGCGGGCUCAGUGGAGCCGCCUUCCGCCCCACAGGUGGAAAACAGCAGCGUCAGCCGCAGCUACUUCGUUAACCCUCUUUUUGCCGAGGCGGAGGCCUGAGCCCCCGUGUGACUGGCCAGCCCCCCUUCUGCCCUCCGCCGCCCCAUUUCGAGAAAUGUACGGGUCCAUGACAUUAAAAGAUCUCCGUUCCCUUUUCCACACUCCUUGUCCCCAGCCCCUGCAGACCAAGGACCGGGUGGCUUUGCCUAAUAAAGGGGUUUCUUGCACCUGC